Arabis nemorensis is the source of this 780-nucleotide messenger RNA. The record is from the annotation of a GenBank genome assembly. Lineage: Eukaryota; Viridiplantae; Streptophyta; Magnoliopsida; Brassicales; Brassicaceae.
AUGGAGGGAAAGUAUGAGAAAGAUGAGAAAUUGUCAAAACCAGCUUCGACAAUUCAUAAACGAGUCGAUAUCAAAUCCCAAUCCGAAACCGAAUCUAUGAGAAAGCAAAAGCUCAGAGAAAGUUGUUUGAGAAGAGUUAGAGCAGAUAGGACUCGUAUACUGUGGAAAUUGAGGCUCUCUGAUUGUCAAUCUUCAGAUCAAAAGGCGAUUAUCAAUUCUGCUUUCCAGGACAUUGUUUCUGAUGAGUUAAAGAAGAUCGAAGAUUCGUCGAGAAACUUCUCUGUAACGCCUGAUUCUGACGAUAUAUUAUGGGAAUAUGAAGGUGUAAAAUAUGAUUAUGAAGGUGAUAGUGAAGAGAUAUUGUUAGAAAUGCAACAGAUGUUCUACAAGGAUUUAUUAUCAGAGACUACCGUAGACGGACCAUAUGUUGAGAUCGAAGCAUGGGAAGACAAGGAAGAUGAGUACUUGGCCUCCUUAGUUUCUCAGAAUAUGCUUUUAAACAGUGAACAGGAGCGAAACCAGAUAUGGUGUCCGAUAUGCAAGCAAGGAGAGCUUAUGGAGAAUCACCGAUAUAUCUACUGUAACAUGUGCGAACUGCAACUGAACAAAGGCGAAGAGGUUAAUCUGAACAUUCUGCAAGAACGAUUAGCAGAAGCGCACUCUGAACAUCUCGAGAGAGGAUGCAGAUUGAAACCCGAGUUCAGUGUUCAGAGUCACUUUAAUUUAAAGGCGUUGUACAUAACAUGCGAAGCUUGUAAUUCCUUUGAGGUCGUUGUAUAA